AUUGCGCAUGCGCGUUCAAACCGUGGGGAAAAAUGGCGGCACUGUUGCUGCAAGAGUUGGAUAGUUCCGAGCUAUCAAAGCUAUCAAAAGGGACUCUCAACAAACUGGAUAAGCUUCUCUCAGACCAACAAUACGAAAUCAACACAUUGAAAGCUCAACGGGAGCAAUUCAAGGUUGACAACGAGCAACAUUUCUUUGAAAAGGUGAAACAGCUUGAUCAGUGUCAGGAGGAUUUUUUAAACCAGACUCAAGAGCACAGGAGACUUAAAGAAGAGUUGGCCAAAAUCGGGGAUGAACUCAAAAGUGUUACGGAGAAAAACCAGGAAUAUGAAAACGCUCGGGAGAAGUUUUCAUCAGAACAGGCUACCAUGUCAAAAGCCAUAGAAGAACUGGAAAAACAAAAACUCGAACUCGUGCGGACACUUGAGAGGAGAGCCCAGGAAGUGGAGCAUUUAAAUGAUGACUUGAGGCAGCUGAAUGAUAAGUUGGUGGAGGUCAGUGCCUUCAAAAUGUCUCUGCAGCUGAGAGUAGAUGAGCUUGAGGCAGCUGAAGUCAACAUCAAAUACAAAGAGAAACGUAUGGAACAAGAGAAAGAGCUGCUGAAUGGACAAACCUCUUGGCUGAACAAGGAGUUGAAGGCCAAAAGUGAAGAACUCUUGAACCUGUCCCGACAGAAGGGUAAUGAGAUUCUGGAGCUGAAAUGCAGCCUGGAGAACAAAAAGGAUGAGUUAAACAGAGUCCAGGAACAAGUGGCCAGUUUUAAGACAUUAAAUGAAAACCAUCAAAAACACAAUGAGGACCUGAUCCAGAAACUAAAAGAAGCCAAGGAGCAGCAAUCCAGCAUGGAAGAAAAAUUCCGAAAUGAGCUGAAUGCCAACAUUAAACUUUCCAAUUUAUACAAGGGAGCGGCAGCUGAUUCUGAGGCGAAAAGUGAAGAGCUCAGCCAAGCAGUGGACGAGUUGCAUAAACUGCUGCAAGAUGCAGGGAUAGCCAACAAAGCUCUUGAAGAGGAUUUGAAAUCAACCAAAGCUGAUUCAGACAAGACCUUUGGAGAGCUAAAGAAGCGCAUCCAAGUGCUUGAGAAGGAAUUAGACAAUGCCAAUGAUCUCCUUUCUAACUCUAAACUUAGAGCUGGUACAUCAUCUGUGCUCACAGAGGAGCAAAUGACAACAGUGUCUCCUACAGCAACUGCCGUGGCAAAAAUCAAACCUGGAAUGAAGCUGACCGAGUUGUAUAGUGCAUAUGUCGAGAGCCAGGAGCAGCUGCAGUUGGAGCGCCUGGAGAAUAAGCGGGUCAACAAGUAUCUGGAUGACAUUGUGCAAGAGGUGGAGGCAAAGGCCCCCAUUUUAAAAAGGCAGAGGGACGAGCACGAGCGCAUGCAGAAAUCGGUGGCGAGUCUUUCAGCCAAGCUGGAACAGGCUGUAAAGGAGGUGCACCGCCUGCAGAAUGAAGCAGAUGAAGCCAACAAGCGCUCCACUGUCUUAGAAAGGGACAAUCGAAGGUGUGACCUCCAGCUUGCAGACCUGGCGCAGCAGGUUCGUGUGCUCCUUAUUGAGCUCGAGGAGGCCCGGGGAAACCAUGUGGUUCUUGAUGAGGAGUUGAGCUCAGUGGAUGUCAGCAGCACCUCAGAAGUGAUCAGUCAACACCUGGUGACUUUCCGAAGUGUGGAUGAGUUACAGAAGCAGAAUCAGCGUUUACUGGUGGCCCUCAGGGAUCUCAGUGAGGCCCAAGAGAAAGAAGAGUUGGAAGAGUCUGGCAAUAAGCGCAUUGAAGUGGAGAAGAGUUUGGAGAACACGCUGGUUGAGGUGGAGUCUCUGAGGGAGCAACGCAGCCAGCAGAUAAAGAUGACUGAGUCCAUCAUGAAGCAGAGGGACAUGUACCGGGUGCUGUUUGCCCAAGCUACUGGAGUCAGAUUCCCUCAGCAAGGUAAAUCAGCUGAGGAGUUCACCCUCACGUCCACGCCUCGCCGUUCACCUGCAUCCACUCCUACCACGGGGACACCCGCUGCACUUGUUUCCAUGGCAACCGAUUCCGCUGAAGCGUUGGAGGCCAAGGCAGCCUUGAGACAGCUGCAGGAGGUGUUUUCUUCCUAUAAGAAAGAGCGAGUAGAGAGCGACAAGGCACUGACCAAGCAAAACGACAAACUUCUGGAGCAGCUAUCAGACCUCCGCUCCCAGAAUGCCAAGACAGCAACACAGCUGGAGUUCGCUUCCAAGAGGUAUGAGAUGCUACAGGACAAUGUUGAGGGCUACAGGAAAGAGAUUGCCUCCCUCCGAGAGAAAGAGCAAAAGAUGACCAGUGCGACACAGAAGCAUGAGCAAACCAUCCAUACAUUAACUGAGGAUCUACGAGCUGCUCAGGAAAAGCUUUCAAUGGCAGAGGGUCUUUCUGAGGGUCUGCGUAAAGAGAGAGACAUGCUUAAGCUGGUUGAGACUAGGUUGAAUGAAGAAAAAGAGAAAAUCCAGAGCCAGCACCAAAGCCAAAAAAUGGUGCUGACCAAUCUUCAGGCUAUUCAGGCCACGCUUGAGCGCUCAGAUACUGACACACGUCAGCGUCUCAACAGUCAGAUUGAGAAGCAGGAACAAGAGAUUUCACAGCUCCAGAAGAGGUUGGAACAGGAGGUGGAACAGCGGCAUUUGCUGAGCAGAAACCAGGAAAUUCAGGUAAUAGAAGCAAAGCGGCAACUGGAGACCCAGGUGGCGCUACACCAGAGGACAAAAGAUAUGUUGAAUGCUGCAGAAGUAGAGCUUAACUCCCUCAGAGUGCAACAGGGUUGCAGUGAACCACGUCACAUCUUGGGCUCCCCCUCCACGCCCGUAACUAGAGUUUCAAGUCAAGAGCGUGAAGAUCUUCAGAGUCGCUUGCUACAGGCUGAAACAAGGGCAGAGAAUCUGGCAGAGAGCGUUAGGACAACCACUUCCAGCAUGGAGCAGUACAGAGCCAUGGCUCAGAGUCUGGAGGACUCUCUGGAGAAAGAAAAACAGGUAACCGAGCAGGCCCGUGCAUCCAUUGAACUUCGUAUGAAGGAGGCCGAGGCGCUGCACUGCAGGCUUGAGGAGAAGCUCUUGGAUGCAGAAAAAGAAAAACUGAAUAUCGUAGAGCAAAACAUGAAGACCGUAGCCUCUUUAAAUGAGCAGAUGGAGGGUCUUAGAAGGAAUCUAAACAGUACCCAGGCGGAACAUCAGGUAGCACUGCAGCGUUUAUCCGCUGCUGAAGCCCAGCAGCAACAAGCUUUACAUGACUGCCAAGAGCAGGCUAAACUAACGGCCGAAGCUCAAGAGAAGUAUGAGCAAGAGAUGAUACUGCACGCAGCAGAUGUGAAGGCUCUCCAGGAUGCUAAGACUCAAGUCCUGCAGGCCUCUGAGCUUAGACAUCAACUGGAGGAAAGAUUCCAACGAGUUAAUGCUGAGCUAAUAGAGGCUAGGAUCUCCUGGGGGGAGCAGGAAAAGAUCCUCAAGGAGGAGAUGUCCAAGAUAGAGAGCAGGUAUGAAGAGUUGCAGAAGCAGAACACCCUCCUGCACGAGCAAAUCCAGGCGAUGAGUAGCAAGAUGGCUGAAAAUUUGCAUCGGGGUGCAAAUGUCAGUCCUCUGAACAUCUCCCUGUCUGAAGAAGGCAAAUCUCAAGACCAAGUCCUUGAGAUUCUCAGGUUUGUGCGUCGUGAAAAAGAGAUUGCAGAAUCGCGUUAUGAGUUUGCACAAGGGGAGAGUUUGCGUUACCGUGUAAGGGUUGCACACUUGGAGCAAGAAGUAAAAGAACUGCAGGACAGCUUAAGUGCUGCUCAAGAAAAGAUGCAGGUGACUGCAAAGACCUUGGCCCAGCAUGAUGAGCUGAUGAAAAAAACAGAAACUAUGAGCAUCCUAAUGGAGACAAACAAGAUGCUUCGAGAGGAAAAAGAAAAAUUGGAGCAGGAACUGCAGCAAAUCCAAGCUAAGGUCCAAAAAUUGGAGUUAGAUGUUUUGCCACUGCGAAGGGCAAACACUGAGCUAAGUGAGAAAAGUGGCAUGCUGCAAAUGGAAAAAAAAUUAUUGGACGAGGAGAUCAAGCGCUGGAAGGCUCGGUCACAGUAUUUGGUUAACCAGCAGAAAGAUUCAGAACCGGAGAAGCGUCUACAUUCUGAGGAGGCACACCUUAAACGUAUCCAGCAGCUCACUGAAGAGAACAGCAAGAUCAAAGCAGAGGUUACUAGGGCCAGCAAUCUCACAACGUCUCAGCAAAGCCAAAUUCAAAACCUGCUUGACGGUUUAAAUAAGUUAACUGAUGAGAGAAAUUUGCUGAAAGAGGAUAUAGCAAAAAAGACUGUAGAAAUCCAGGAGAAGAUAAAGAAUUGUACCCAAGUCAGGAAGAUUGCGCGCCGCUACAGGACACAAUAUGAAGAGCUCAAAGUACAACAUGACAGGGUGGUAGCUGAGGCUGCGGGCCCAUCCAAAGAAGAAGAGACUCGUCAAGCAUCAGUUCAGGAACUGCAAGGCCUUAGAGACUCUCUGAGCCAAGCUGACACCAGGAUUAAAGACCUGGAGGGACAACUAGAGAACAUCAAUCGGGUGGUUGCAGAGCGUGAAACAGAGGUGCACAAUGUACAGGAACAGUCAUCCAGGCUGCAGACAGAGCUGAACAGACUGAGGCAAGAGCUGCAGGACAAAUCUUCUCAGGAGGACACCCUGAGAAAGCAGAUGACCGACAAAGAGGAGAAGACCAAGAAGGCUUUAGUUCUUGCCAAACAAAAGAUCAGCCAGAUCACAAACACCAAAGACGAGAUCCAGCGGGAAAAUGAGGAGCUAAAGCAGCAACGUGAGGAGUUAGAGGUGCGAGUAAGCGCUAUAAAGUCUCAGUACGAGGGACGCUUUAACCGACAGGAGCGAGAACUGAGAGAACUGCGAGGUCAGCAAGAGAGACAAGAGCAAAGAGAUGAACCCGCUGAAGCGGGUCCAAGCAAAACUCAGGAGCAGCAAAGGAGCACGGAACAGAGACAAAUCAGUCUCAAGUCAACCCCCGCUACAGAGAGGGGCAGUGCCAGCACCUCUGAGCCUCCAACUGCUAACAUAAAGCCAACACCUGUAGUAGCCACAGCCGGCAAGCAAGCUGUUAACCCAGGCAACAAACCCACUCCAAGGGCAAGCAUCAGGCCCAUGAUCACACCUGCCACUGUGCCCACCCCAACCCCCACAGCUACUGUCAUGCCCACCACACAAGCUGAGACACAGGAGGCCAUGCAGACCACAGAGGGUCCACCCGUGGAGCAUGUGACCGUGUAUGGAAGUGCCAGUGGUUCUGUGCGCUCAGCAAGCCCCAACAUCCAGACCACUUUAGCGAGCUCCAUGUUGACUGUGCAGCAAACCCAGACCACAGCCUUUGUCCAGCCAACCCAACAGCAAAGCGUCACCCACGCAGAGCCGGUCAAUCAGGAGCCGCCGCCUGUGUUAAUUGAAGCAACGCCGAGCUUGCAGGUGGAAUGGCCUUCAACAUCUUCCGCUUCUGCUGUAUUUGGGACUGUUUCAGCCACACCAGGAUCUUCCUCGUUGUCCAAAAGACCCCGUGAAGAGGAGGAAAGUAGCAGCACUGUGGUCACAGACACAGAGGCCCUUCAGGAGGACACAUCCAGGGCUCCCGUGCCAAAGAAGCUACGCAUCAUUCAAAGAGUGGGUCUAGAGGAGGAGAUGAUGGUUGAUGACAGUGCUGAGGCUGAGGGGGUGGUGCCAACAGACAGUCAAGACGGUGCAGAAACCAGUCAGACAGAAGAACUUGCAGCGCUGGAUGAAGAAGACGAGAUGGCAGCCUCGCAGUCUACCUCCAUGUACCAAGACGUUGCGUUGACACAAAGUGAAACUCCUGAGCAGCAGCUGGAAGUAAUCGUCAUAGUCACCGACACUGAGAGUGAGGAAAACCCAGAAGAGGGAGCUGAAGAGGAUGACGAGCAGGACUACGAUGAAGGAGAUGAGGAGGAGGACGAUGAUGAAGAGGAGGAAGAGGAGGAGGAAGAAGAUGAUGACGGGGGUAUGGGAGAAGGAGAGGAAAGUAACGAAGGGAGUGGAGAAGGCAACGAGGCCUACGAAGGAGAUGACAUAGAGGGAGCUGAUGUAACCGACCCAGGGACAGAGACUGAGGAGAGUUUGGGGGCGUCUGACUCCACCCAGAGACCAGCAGAUUCCCAGACGGCAAGCUUUGAGAGCACCACUAUGGAGGCAUUCUGUACAGAACAGCCCAUCACAAGCUCUGGUAUACGUAUGCCACAGUCACCGAGGAGAACAACAUAUUCAUUGCCCCCUCGUCCAUCAUCAGAUCUAGGACCACCCACUCAGAUGUCUCAGCGCAUCCCUGCUCGUCGCCAGUCAGUAGGCAGGGUACCCCAACUCUGCUCCGGGCUCCCCAGUAGUGCUCAUCUAUUCGACGACAACGACCGUAUGGUUCCCAACACUCCCACAUUGGUUGUGCCGCACCGCGCUGAUGGUUUUGACCAGGCCGUACAUUCUCCUCAAAUGGCUACAAGCCGAAGCUUCCGUUUUGGCCAAUCAGACGACGUGCCACAGACCAGCUCAGAUCUAGGCCAGCUCGCAUCUCAAGGAGGCCUGGGGAUGUUUGAAAGCCCUUUGUUCCUAGCGUCUCAUGAAGAGGAAUCUGGCGGACGCAGCGUUCCCACCACACUGCUGCAAUUGGCAGCCCCAGUCUUCUCCGAAGUGGUUCCGUCAGACGCUUUGGAGCCGGCCUCUCAGUCUGUUCCCAUGGUGAGCACGUCCACUCCUGGCCUGGUUGUGCCAGGCAUGGCCGGUACAAGUGAGGAUAGGAAUGAGGUCUUCCUUGAGUCAGACCCUGAUAACUCCAGGCCAAGUGCUGAAAGUUCAGUGGAUGCUGUGGUCUCUCAGGAUGAUUUGGUGGAGCCGAGUCAGCCUUCUGAUACGACCAACCUGCCUUCGACAAGCCAGGAGCCUUCUUCUAGCUCUGCAGACACAAGCAGUGCUCCAACCAGACCUGGACACAGCAGACAGCUGCAGCGUUGGCCAGGUAGUCGUGGUGGGCGCGUCAGGAGAGGAGGUCAAGCAUUUCCUUCCCGGGGAGUCCAUGGCAGACGCAUCGCCAGAUGAAGCUUUGAUGAGACAGAACUUCUGUCAUUCCUGGGUACCCCUUUCUCUAGUCAUUUGUUUGUAUCAAUCAUCCAAAUACAAAGGAGAUGUGAUCAAAGUCCAUGUUGAAGUGUUGUGUUAUGAUAAAAAUGUUAUUAAAAGUUUUUCAGAAA
Messenger RNA from Nerophis lumbriciformis (worm pipefish), 7228 nucleotides. It is a transcript of the gene tprb, whose product is annotated as translocated promoter region b, nuclear basket protein. Gene Ontology annotation, cellular component: nuclear pore. Lineage: Eukaryota; Metazoa; Chordata; Actinopteri; Syngnathiformes; Syngnathidae. Gene Ontology annotation, molecular function: structural constituent of nuclear pore. The record is from RefSeq and is a predicted model, not a curated record. Gene Ontology annotation, biological process: protein import into nucleus; mRNA export from nucleus; regulation of mitotic spindle assembly.